This is a messenger RNA of Cylas formicarius (sweet potato weevil), 3048 nucleotides long. Its product is annotated as facilitated trehalose transporter Tret1-2 homolog. Gene Ontology annotation, molecular function: transmembrane transporter activity. NCBI's taxonomy places the organism in Eukaryota, Metazoa, Arthropoda, Insecta, Coleoptera, Brentidae. The record is from RefSeq and is a predicted model, not a curated record. The coding region runs from base 1921 to 3036 and encodes 371 amino acids. Gene Ontology annotation, cellular component: membrane. Gene Ontology annotation, biological process: transmembrane transport. The transcript is spliced from 4 exons.
CGUAACUUUUGAAGCUGUAUAUAAGUACAUAACCAGAUUAUCUCAUUACGGCCUGCAUGAAUCUUUAAAAAAGUAUUUGCCCGAAAAUUUUAACAUUACAAAAAUGUUCAACUUGUUUAAUGAAAAAUAUCCGACUACUUAAGUUUCUUACGUUACAUAAGGGCAUAUUUUUAACACAAAGUUUAAUUUGUCCUCUGGAUAUCCAAGAUCGGAUACAUGUUCAGCAUGUGACGAAUUCAAGGCAAUAUUAAAAUCCUUAAAUUCUGAAAGAGAUGCUGAAGAAAUUUGUAAAUUAACAAUACAAAAUGCAAUUGCUCUGGACUAUCAAAUAAAAUUUUUCAUUGCCAAACGUCAAAAUGAAUGACUAUGUACUAUCUGCGGCAGUUCUGUAUGUGCAUUUUAAAUAUUCGUGCAUUACCUACAGGCCAAUCCAUUUUUAAUACAUAUCCACAAACAGUUGCAAAGAAGGGAUCAAUUGAAGCGUUCCUAUUCCAUUGUCACCAAUUUUAUGGAUAACAAUGCAAACUAUUGACACAUAUUUUGGGACUCCGCAGGCGGUGAAAAGAAAAACUAUUCCAUAUUUCGCUUUACUCAUCAUGUUGUACAUAAAACUAAACUUUUGGAAUCAGUCAAAAUAAUCCGAUCCCCUGAAGGAGGGCAUUCCUAUAUGGAAUAUGAUAAAAAUAUGGGGCUCGUAAAUUUAAAAAAGCACAUGAAAAUCCCGAAUGACUGGUUCGAACAUUUGAGAACAUCUAGGAUAAAGUCAUCACCGUUCGAAAUAGUUGAAGUGAAACAAGUUAUGGUUAAAAAAUGGGACGUAUUUUUACGUGAUAAAUAUGUUAAAAAAAUCCCCUUUCCCAUACAGAAGAUUAAACAAAUAGAAUCCACCCGGGAGCAUCCCAGGCUAAUUAGUUUUCUAACAAGUUUUCAUGGUACCUGGACAUAAAACCCUAUUACUGCAGUAAAAUAUACCCGCCUAUACCGGUAAGAGAAUGGGCCGUGGUGGGCUGGAGGGUUGCCCUGGGAAUGGGGCAGGCAAGGCCCUCCCUCCGACCAGGGAGCUGCUUGGACUACUUAGAAGGGAGUGUAGGGUACUAACCGGGGCCUACACAGGACAUUGCAGGCUUAGGAGGCAUUGGUGACGACCCGGAGUGCAUGUGGAUUGGGAGGAGACCCCGUAUCAUCUGCUCACCGAGUGCCCUGCUUUGACAUGGCAAAAUUUGGAGUCUUCGGAACGGCCCUGAUCGAUCCGGACUCAGUGCAGGGUAUUGGGCUAAAGGAGUUGCUGACCUUCUACAGGAGGAGCAGCAUUCUGGACACAAUCUACCGCGGUCUGGGGGCACAACAGGCCCAUCUGGUGGCCUAAGUGCUUGAACGCCAGCGGGGGGCGCCCGUCUUAAAUACCAAUACCAAACACCAAUACUGAUCUAUUACUGAUUCCUGCUGCAAAAUACAAAAAUCUGAUGACACUGAUGAGGUUUUGUAAACGUGAUGCUCAGGCCUUUUGCAAUACCCUACCUUACAAUUAGGGUUUACUUUACCUACUUUGCUCGAAGUGCAACCAGAGCUCCACAUUGUGACGUUGCAACAUUCAAUGUUUUUUUCGUGUAGUUAAGAUUUUUUUUUAUUUUUUUUAUCUGUUCUCUAAAAAUUUGAAUUUGUGUUCAUAUAUUUAUUAGAUUAUACUUUUUCUUUAACAAAUAUAAAUUUAUAUCAUUUCCUUAAUACCUUGGUUUAAAGAUGCCAAAUGCUAAAUUUUUAAUUAUCUCAAACGACAGUCAAUGUGACAUUCCUUGUUUUUUCCCAUAACGCUUCAUAUACCUGUAGCUAUUUGCUAUUUGAGAUAAUUAAGUUAUAUAUGGGUUGGCUUCGCUGUCCCUACUGGGAGCCCUAUUCGGAGCGCCACUGGGCGGCGUGGCGAUGCGAUGGGGACGACGGCGGACCCUCCUAGCCGCUGGACUGCCAUUAUCGCUCUGUUGGAUAGUCACGGUUUUCGCUGUAAGCGUAGAAGUAAUGUGUUUCUCCGCGUUUGCCAGCGGUUUCCUCGUAGCCAUCGUCCAACUGUCCGCACAAGUAUACGUAAGUGAGAUCGCCGCUCCAUGUAUCCGCGGAAGUCUAAGUGCCCUUCUAAAAAUUUCCGGUCACGUCGGCGUACUGGUCGCGUUCACAGCCGGAGCUUUUUUAAACUGGAGACAACUAGCCGGACUGAUAUCUUUCGCUCCAGCAGCCAUGUGCUUAGCUAUGUGGAACGUACCGGAAAGUCCAGGGUGGUUGGUGUUGAGGGGAAAACAUAUCGAAGCAGAGGAAGCUUUAAGAUGGUUACGUGGCAACACCGCGGACUUGGAAUUGACCAUGUUGCAAGCCCACGUGUUGGCAAACAAGCACAAAUCCGAUCCCAAACUUUUGCUGCGAUCGCUGCGCACGCCGGCCGUGAUAACCUGCGGCUUGAUGUUCUUCCAGCGUUUUUCGGGCGCCAACGCGUUCAAUUUUUACGUGGUGAACGUGUUCAAGGAAACGUUCGGUGGUACCAACCCCCACGCGGCAGCCGUAGCGGUUGCAGUCGUUCAGCUUUUGUCUUCACUUCUCUCGUGUCUCCUCGUAGAUUCUGCCGGUAGACUGCCGUUGCUUGUAGCGUCGAGUGUCUUAAUGUCUCUAGCCUUGGCGUGUUUUGGUUCGUUCGCUUACUACGAAGAAGCGAGUCCGGAUCCGGUUCCGAAUUUGGAUUGGAUACCGCUUCUAUGCGCACUAGUGUUUACCGUAGCGUUUUCAUUGGGCAUAAGUCCAAUUUCGUGCUUACUCGUUAGCGAAUUAUUUUCACUAGAACACAGAGGUCUAGGUACAGCCUUAGCGACUGGUUUCAGCUAUCUAUGUGCCUUCGUCGGUGUAAAAACAUUCGUCGAUUUCGAAGAACUCUUCGGCCUGUACGGCGCGUUUUGGCUAUACGCUUUCAUAUCCGUAUGUGGUCUGUGUUUUAUCGUUUGCUGCGUACCAGAGACCAAAGGUCGAAAUCUGACGGAAAUUGACACUGGAAGAUGACAGCAGGCGGCC